Molecule: messenger RNA, 1648 nt
Organism: Ostrea edulis (European flat oyster)
Lineage: Eukaryota; Metazoa; Mollusca; Bivalvia; Ostreida; Ostreidae
Product: thrombospondin-2-like
Exons: 7
Coding region: 699-1343 (214 amino acids)
Biological process (GO): extracellular matrix organization
Cellular component (GO): extracellular matrix
Molecular function (GO): protein binding; metalloendopeptidase activity
Source: RefSeq, a predicted model, not a curated record
GAUUAUUGCUUACCGCUGCUGCAGAGAAACAUUCAAAUCAUGACUCUUGUUGCUUUAUAGGAUCGUUGAACUGGUUCUUCCUGAUAGUUUAGAGCUAACUUAGUAAUUGGAAAUUACAUCCAAUAUGUGAAUAAUCGCAUUCAAUCGAUAAAAAGCCACAAGACAACUCUGGUGACUGAAUAGUCUGCAGAGAAACUAUAUUGUCGGACGAACGUCUGGGAAAUGAUUCCAUGUUGGGAACUUUCUUUGUCUAACAACAAGGUAAUUAAUUGAUACGUUAUCGGCAAUCUCCACUCUCAGGGAGGAAGAAAAAGUCGCUGCAGAUUUCUAGCGAUCGGAAGAAAAAGAACAAAAAUCGGAGAUUAGCCUUCGUUGAUGCGGUGUUCACCAGCCUACUUGAAAAAUAAGUUAUAAUCUCGUUCUAUUGAUUUGCGUGUGUUCAAUUUUUGAAGCCGCAGCGACGUUUCUGUAUAUGAUGCAUCUUGUGUUAUAAACAACUUCGUGUGGUACAUAGUUCACACUCAAAGCCAAUCAGGGAUCUGCUGUCUAAAUACAAUGUUGUUCUGUUUAGACUUCUGACAGAAUUACCGGAACAGGCGGAUCGCUUCAGCUUUAAGGAGUACGCAGUGUGUUCCAGUUAACGUGGAUGCCGAGAAAAGAAAAACAGAAAUAUUUUUAAAGAAGACACAUGACGAGUGAUGAUUGGAUGGCUUUGUUUAUGCAGCGUGGUUGUUGUCCUACAAGUUGACGUCACACAUUCUGAACCUAUUGGUGGAUGGGGACAGUGGGGUCACUGGAGUAGCUGCUCUGUGACCUGUGGAUUUGGGUCAAUCAGGCGUAACAAACAGUGGGAGUACCCGGAUGGUAGAGCUGCUAACUAUACUCUGACCAAAAUUGUGGAGUGUUUCAUCAACAGAACGUGCCCAAUUCAUGGUGGGUGGGGAAUGUGGACAGGUUGGACCAAGUGCCCAGUGAUGUGUGGUGGCGCCAACGUUACUAGAACGAGGCUUUGCAAUUCCCCUAAACCCACCAAUGGUGGAAGAUCCUGUAACGGGUCGGCAACCGAUUCCUUUGUUUGUAACAAUGCCACUUGUCCUGAAAUCCCACCAGAUUUCGACGUGAAAAGCUGUUUCAAUGACUCCAUGUUCGUGUGUGAGAGUGGGAAACACUGCGUUCCUAAUUCGUUGAAAUGUGACUUUGAGUUAGAUUGUCAUGACGGUACAGACGAGAGAGACUGCAUCAUUUCAUUAGGGAUGGGAAUAAAUUCUUCUAUACAGAAAUCAAAGUUUUUGGCUGUGAUAUUUACAAUGCUAAUUCUAUGGGAGAAAUUGUUUCUAACUUAAUCAGUUGAUGUAUUCGGUCUGUGUGUCAUCCUACUCCAUGGAUCCUUGUGUUUUAUACUGACAUGAACCACACAAAGGGACCAUGCAUUGUAACCUAUACCUACUGGAACUGCUGGCAGUGUGGAAAAAUCCUAACCACGUGAUAUGUCAUUUUACCGACCAUUUUAGAAGAUUUAGCAAUGUAACAAGUAUGAACUAAUGGCCAUUUUGUAUAGGUUGUCAUGUAUAAUUGUUUGUAAAACGUGCAUGUUAAAAUGUUAUUUGUUGAUAUACACCGUUUUCUCUGAAUAAAUAUGACGUUUAAA